AUGAACAACCAGGCUAGGGCCCCAACCCCUUCCCCGGCCCAGAUGUCGACCUCGGUCCGGGCUUCGACCCCAGUCAGGGCCUCGACUUCAGCCCGGACCCCAAAACCCAUCCAGAUCCUGACCCCCGCUCGGAACCUGACUCCCGUCCCCACCCGGGCCUGGACCCCGACUCCCGUCCAGGCCCCGGCCUCGGCCUGGACCCCGGCUCCCGUCCAGACCCCGGCCCGAACCCUGGCUCCCGUCCCGACCCUGGUCCGGACCCCGACUCGCAUCCAGACCCUGACCUCUGCCCGGACCCCGACUCCUGGCCAGACCCGGGCCUCAGCUCGGACCCCCACUCCCGUCCAGACCCCGGCCUUGGCCUGGACCCGCACUCCCGUCCAGACCCUGGCCCGAACCCCGGCUCCCGUCCAGACCCUGGCCCGGACCCCGACUCCCAUCCGGACCCCGACUCCCGUGCAGACCCAGGCCUUGGCCUGGACCCCGAAUCCUAGCCAGACCCUGUCCCGGACCCCAAAUCCAGUCCAGAUGCUGACCCCGGCCCAAACCCGGACACCCAUUCCGACCCCGACCUCCGCCCGGAGCCUCACUCCCGUCCAGACCCCAACCCCGGUCUGGACCCGGACUCCGACCCGGAUCCGGACCCCGACUCCUGCACAGAUGCCGACCCGGGUCCGGACCCCUAUUCCGGCCCGGAUGCCUACUCCAAUCUGGACCCCGCCUCCUGCCCCGGCCCCGGCCCCAACUCCAGUUCCAUCCCAGGUCGGGAUCGAGAUCACGGCCGCGGUCCCUGCCUCGGAAUCCUUCCCAGACUCGGUCGUGCCUUUGGAUCCGCACCGAGAACCCGCACUGGAGGAGCCCGCUUUGUCUCCCAACAAGGAUCUUUCACCCAAGCCGAGUGUGAAGCACUUCCCAUCCGUUGCCAGUGGAUUCGGGUCCAAGCGAGAGUCCAUUCUUGUCCACACUCCAUCGGCCACUGAUUUCCUGGGGCUUACCCUUGGCUCCACGUCGAAGGCAGACUCCUCGGCCACGAAGUUGACAGAUGCCACUCCCGAGUUUGUUCGGGUGCCCAUCCUGGGUCCUGACCCGUUUGCCCCCACCUUACCCGAGUCUACCAACACUUUCGCUCCCACCAUUGAGAGCUUCCCGAUGGACAGCAAGAUCGUGAUUCGAGUGAUCUACUGCGGCCUCUGAAGCUAUGGCCUUCGGUUCAUUCUACUGAGAAAGAGUCUGGAGCAGCAAUUUCCAAAUCGACUUCUCUUUCAGGAGGAAAGAGCUGCCCAGGCUACAGGGGAGUUUGAAGUGUUUGUGGAUGGGAAAUUGGUCCAUUCAAAGAAGAAAGGUGAUGGCUUUGUGGAUGAGGCCAGGCUGCAGAAAAUUAUGAGCAUUAUCGAGGAGGAGAUCAGCAAAAGGUAG
Molecule: messenger RNA, 1416 nt
Organism: Odobenus rosmarus divergens (Pacific walrus)
Lineage: Eukaryota; Metazoa; Chordata; Mammalia; Carnivora; Odobenidae
Gene: SELENOV
Product: selenoprotein V-like
Exons: 5
Biological process (GO): response to selenium ion
Cellular component (GO): cytosol
Source: RefSeq, a predicted model, not a curated record